This is a messenger RNA of Cladophialophora carrionii CBS 160.54, 2367 nucleotides long. RefSeq lists its product as uncharacterized. The record is from RefSeq and is a predicted model, not a curated record. Lineage: Eukaryota; Fungi; Ascomycota; Eurotiomycetes; Chaetothyriales; Herpotrichiellaceae. The transcript has a single exon. Bases 1 to 2367 code for a protein of 788 amino acids.
AUGACCACCAUCGACACAAUCGACACAAUCGACAUACCACCCCAAGGCUACCCACCCGAAAUCACCGGCUAUGCAGACCCCUGGAUCGCCAACCCCGGUGAGGAGGUCGCCAUCAAAGUAUCGUGCACCGAGCCCGAAUAUUCCCACCGCACUGUGCGCGUCGUCCAAGGCGUCGAGGUUGAACACUCCCCUCUCAAAAGGUUGGAACCCAUCACGCAAAUCCCUACCGGAACAGCAAAGGGACGGUUCCAAUGCGCGAGACCGGGUUCGUACGCCGUGGUUGAACAAGGCUUGGGCGGCCUGCUCCACGGCUCCUCAGUCAGCGAGUCUGCGUGUCUGCAAGUCUCACUCUUCUUCCAGGCACAUCUCCCCAUCGCGGCCGGACCGGGACACGCUCAGGCCAUUGUCUCGACGUUGAAUCGCGGCGCGAAACGCGGCUUCGCGGUGGUGAUCAACGAAGCCGGUGUCGUCGAGGCGUGGAUCGGGACGGGCGACGCCGUCCAAGUGGUACACACGGGGUUCAGUCCCGCGCGGCAGCGCUGGGUCGACAUGACGCUCACGCUCGACGGGAUGGACUGCUCUCUUGUGCUUCGCCCCGUGGCGUAUAUUCUGGAAAAGGCGGCCCCCGUGUCAGUUUCACGGGCCAGGCUGGCAGGGCCCGCCGUCGGGGCCUCGUCCACGGAUCCUCUGCUUUUCGCGGCAACGGUUGACCAAGUUCCUAGUCCUGGCGCUACCUCCGCCGGUCGAAGAGCUGCGUGUUUCUUCAACGGUCGCAUCGACAGUCCUACCAUCUCAAAAGUGGAGGGUUCCACCAAGACCGUCACAGUCCUGGCCAAGUAUGAUUUCUCCCGCAACAUGGCAGAGGACACGAUCCUCGAUGUCUCGGGGAACAACCUGCACGGCGUGCUCGUCAAUGCCCCAACCAGGGCGGUCACAGGUCACGACUGGGAUGGCAGCGAGGUCGACUGGACGAAAGCCAAGUACGGGUACGGCGCGAUCCAUUUUCACGAGGACGACCUGGACGACGCGCGAUGGGACUCGGACUUCACCAUCAAGAUCCCCGAGACUGCUCGAUCAGGCAUCUACGCGGUCGAAGUGACUUCGACGAACGGGAAGACGUCCGAUAUGAUCACCUUCGUCGUCCGGCCCACGCCGGCCACCACUGCGGCUGUCGGUGCGAAGGUCGCGUUCGUCCUUUCCACCUUCACGUACCUGGCCUAUGCCAACGAGAAGCUUUCGGACACCAAUCGCUCCAGCGCGAUCGAGGUUGCGCCAGGCUUUGAUGUCUCUUCCAUCCGCCGCGACGAGGACUACGACCGCCUGAUGCGCCGCAAAGAUCUCGGUCUCUCCAACUACGACGUCCACAAUGAUAACUCUGGUGUAGUCUUCUCCUCGGCAAAGCGACCCAUCUUGAACUUCCGACCGGGGUACAUCAUGUGGGCGUUUGAACGACCCCGAGAAUUGAGCGCGGACUCCAUGAUGAUCGGGCUGCUGGAACGGCAGGGUAUCCCCUACGACGUCGUGACUGACCACGAUCUCCAUCUCCAUGGCGCUGCGACGUUGGCGCCGUACAACACCAUCCUCACCGGUUGCCAUCCCGAAUACCCAACGCUGCAAUCCUACAACGCAUACGAGGAUUUCGCUCGCCAGGGUGGCAGUAUCUUGUACCUCGGCGGCAACGGCUUCUACUGGGUCUCCUCGGUCGAUCCAGCCCGCCCGUGGCGUCUCGAGGUCCGCCGUGGAGAUCAGGGCGUCCGCUCAUAUGCACUCCCUGGUGGCGAACGUGUGAUGAGUCUCACCGGCCAACAAGGUGGCCUAUGGCGCUCAAGGGGUCGUUCCUCACACGGCCUCUUCGGAGUGGCCUUCUGCGGUGAAGGAACCGGUCCGGGCGUCCCUUUCAAGCGCAACGAUGAGAGUUACGACUCCAAGUUUGACUGGAUGUUCAGGGACAUUCCUUCCGAUCAGCUCAUUGGCGAGUAUGGUCUUGGAGGUGGCGCCAGCGGCGACGAGAUCGACUCCUUCGACCUGCUCUGCGGAAGUCCCGCGACCGCCACAGUCAUCGCUUCAAGUACAGGCCAUUCCGACGAGUUCGGAAUCGCGCCCGAAUGCACUGCCUUCCCUAUCACGGGGACGCUGGGGACCCAGACCAAGGAGAUCAGGAGUGAUCUCGUCUACUACGAGACAGACGCCGGAGGGGCCGUGUUCUCUGUCGGCAGUAUCAAUUGGUAUUGCUCGCUGGGUUGGGACGACUAUGCGAACAACGUGGCCAAGUUGACGGAGAAUGUGAUUAGGGAGUUUAUGCGCAGAGGGCGUGGAGGGCUCAACCAUGAUAACAUCUCGACGACUGUAUCACUGGCUAAGCUGUAA